Alnus glutinosa is the source of this 1606-nucleotide messenger RNA. RefSeq names its product ATPase GET3B. The transcript is spliced from 12 exons. Lineage: Eukaryota; Viridiplantae; Streptophyta; Magnoliopsida; Fagales; Betulaceae. The coding region runs from base 42 to 1271 and encodes 409 amino acids. The record is from RefSeq and is a predicted model, not a curated record. Gene Ontology annotation, biological process: post-translational protein targeting to endoplasmic reticulum membrane. Gene Ontology annotation, cellular component: GET complex. Gene Ontology annotation, molecular function: ATP binding; ATP hydrolysis activity.
CAUCCCAAAGGGGCAAAGGCAUUUUUCUCUACCAGAAACUAAUGGCGAGUCGUUGUGUUGCUUCCACUUUUUCACCUCCUCUUCACGGCUUAGCCGCCAGAAUUUCCAUGGCAACGGUGGGUUUGGUCUCUUGCUCACCCAAGAGCCUCAAGCCACUCUCUAUCUCCAAAAGUUUCAGUUCCAUCUCUCUUUCCGCCACAAGAAAAUCUCUCACAAAAUCACUCCAGGUGAGAUCGGUGGCUGCUGCUGCAGAAGGUGUUUCUGUGUUUGAUGACAUGGUUUCUGGGACUGAGCGGAAGUAUUACAUGCUAGGUGGAAAGGGAGGUGUAGGGAAGACGAGUUGUGCUGCCUCACUUGCAGUUAAAUUUGCUAAUAAUGGGCAUCCCACUCUAGUGGUUUCCACUGAUCCGGCACAUUCCUUGAGUGAUUCUUUUGCGCAGGAUUUGACUGGAGGGACUCUGGUACCAGUUGAAGGACCUGAUUCUCCAUUGUUUGCUCUUGAGAUAAACCCUGAGAAGGCUAGAGAAGAAUUCCGCACUGCAACUCAGAAAAAUGGUGGAACUGGAGUAAAAGAUCUCAUGGAUGGUAUGGGCCUCGGACUGCUUGCAGAACAGUUAGGAGAGUUAAAACUAGGAGAGCUGCUGGACACACCUCCUCCUGGUUUGGAUGAAGCUAUUGCAAUAUCCAAGGUGAUCCAAUUUCUUGAAUUACAAGAGUAUAGCAUGUUUACUCGUAUAGUAUUUGAUACUGCACCCACGGGUCACACUUUGCGGCUUUUGUCUUUGCCAGACUUCUUGGAUGCAUCCAUAGGAAAAAUAUUGAAGCUUAAACAGAAAAUAGCAUCAGCCACCUCAGCCAUCAAAUCUGUUUUUGGGCAAGAACAAACACAGCAGGAUGCUGGUGACAAGUUAGAGCGACUGCGGGAGAGGAUGGUAAAAGUGCGUGAGCUUUUUCGUGAUGCAGAUUCAACAGAGUUUGUUAUAGUAACAAUCCCCACGGUGAUGGCGGUUAGUGAGUCGUCUAGGUUGCGUGCCUCCUUGAAGAAGGAAAAUGUUCCUGUGAAGAGGCUUAUUGUUAAUCAGAUUCUUCCUCCUUCUGCCUCAGACUGCAAGUUUUGUGCCAUGAAAAGAAAGGAUCAGAUGCGCUCUCUUGAUAUGAUUCGGAGUGAUCCAGAACUCUCCAGCUUGACACUGGUACAGGCACCACUAGUUGAUGUGGAGAUCAGAGGUGUUCCAGCUCUUAAAUUUUUGGGAGAUAUUGUUUGGAAAUGACCAUCUGCACAAUGAUUAGUGAAACUGAAGAAUUGCUACAUGGCCAGCUGCAAUGACAAUGCACGUUUGAUCACUCAUGAUUGUGUGCCUUGGCAAGUUCAUGUAGUGAGGACUCAACUUAUACAAAAGCUGUCAGUUUACAAGAAAUCUAGAGUUAGAGAUGCCAGAAAACUGGGUUGUACCCCCCCACCCAGAGUAUAAAUUUGGAUGGGGUCUCACCAUUCUUGCCCCAAAAAUCUUUUGAGACGUGUAUAGAACGGGUUUCUUUUCCUAUUUAGCCUUGGAUAUACUUUUUCUUUCUCUUUUUUCAAUCAAUUUGCAUGUAUUUGUGUGGG